Messenger RNA from Lactuca virosa, 2247 nucleotides. The record is from the annotation of a GenBank genome assembly. Lineage: Eukaryota; Viridiplantae; Streptophyta; Magnoliopsida; Asterales; Asteraceae.
UAGUCGUUGAUCACGAAACACAAACAACUGUCCGAAACAAAAACCCUUCACACCCUAGAAAUUGACACUCUACCAGUUCCAAUCCCAGCAUCUCGCAAACGCUCUGUGGCAGUGAACACGAAUCGCCGUCAUUAGCAAUGUCGUGGUUAAGAUCUGCCGUCAACAAGGCCGUGGAGGUCGGGAACAAGAACAACCUUACUCGCACCGUCAAGAAUUACGCUGAUACGGUGGUCCAACAUGCCGGUCAAGCGGUAGCCGAGGGCGCUAAAAUCUUCCAAGACCGAAUCGGAGCUCGAAGUUUCAAAAGCUUUAAACUGACUGUUAAAAGAUUGGAAGAAGCAUCGAUUUCUGUCAGAGGUCCAGAAAGGAUACACUUAAUGAGAAGAUGGCUUGCUGCUCUGAAAGAAACUGAUAAACUAUCAGGUGGUUCUUUUGAAGAUGAUGAGAAGAAUCAUGAACAAAAUCAUCAUCCUGAAGAAGUAAAAGACAAUCAGAAAAAGCCAUCUCUAGUUCUGUAUUAUGACUCUGAUAUGGUGGGAGAUCCAAUGAACUUUCGUGAUGUUUUUCUCUAUAGUCAAGCUUUGGAGGGCAUCACAAUAUCUAUGAUUCUUGAACCACCAAGUGAGGAAGAGGUUUCUCUACUUCUGGAAUUUUUCGGUUGCUGUCUUACUGGAGGAAAAGAAGUUCAUAAUGCCAUAGUCAGCAGCAUUCAAGAUUUGGCAAAAGCUUUUUCAAGCUACAAAGAUGAAGUUUUGGUCAAACGUGAGGAAUUACUGCAGUUUGCACAAGGUGCAAUCACUGGGCUAAAAGUCAAUGCUGAGCUUCGAAGAAUAGAUGCUGAAGCCUCUAUACUGAAGGAGAAGCUUGAAGGAAUGGAAGCAGGUGGAGAACUUAUUGGUGAUGGGUAUGAAACAGCCUCCAAAGAAGCAACCAUUGCUACAAUAGAGGCUUUGAAGAAGGCUCUAGCCCAUAUUCGAGUUUGUUCUAAACUAGAAGGCCUUCUACUGAAAAAGAAGUUGCUUUAUGGUGGAGAAACUCCUGAGAUCCAUGAUCAAAAAGUGGAUAAAUUGAAAGUGUUAGCUGAGUCUCUUGUUAGCUCCUCCACAAAAGCUGAGAAGCGUAUUUCUGAUAACAGAGUUCAGAAAGAGGAGGCUUUAAAUUUCCGUGUGUCUAAAGCUGGUGAAGUUAGUGAAAUGGAGAAGGAGUUAGCUGCUGAGGCGGCAGGUCUUGAGAAACAAAGAAACGAGCUUGAAGCUGAAUUAAAAAGGGUCAACAUAUCAUUGGCAGCUGCUAAUGGACGCCUCCAAAAUGUUAGGGAAGAAAGGGAUCAAUUUUAUGAAGCUAAUGAUCAGCUUGUUGCUCACUUGAAAACAAAGGAAGAUGAGCUAGUGAAAUCCAUAGGGUCAUGUAAACAAGAAGUCAAUGUUUUAAACACUUGGGUCAACUUUUUAGAAGACACAUGGGUUCUUCAACGUGCUAAUACAGAAACUAAAGAGAAGCAAAUCAGCGAUGAUUUGGAAAAACAUGAGAGUUAUUUUGUGGAUUUGGUCACUAAGUUGCUUUCGGCUUAUGAGGAAGGAUUGAAGCCUUCUGUUGAUCGUAUCGAGAAAUAUGUCAAAAACUUGAAGAGCUUAAGUGAAGGAUCAGAUAAAGAUAAACCAUCUAAUGUGGAUAAAGAAGAUUCCAAAGUUAUAAAUCCUAGAAGAAGUCUGGAGGAGGAAUACCUGGACUAUGAAGCCAAGAUAAUUACAACAUUUAGUGUGGUGGAUAACAUGAAAGAACAAUUCUAUACUCAACAAGGGAAAACUUCAAGGAUAGAAAAUGCAAAAGUUAAGGAACUUUUUGACAAUAUUGAAAAGUUGAGGGUGAAAUUUGAUUCAAUCGAAAGACCAAAUCUAGAAAUGGAGAAUCCAGAGGAGAUAUUAGAAGAAGCUGAAACAAGCAACAAGGAAACUGAAACUACAUUGCCUUCAAAGGAAAAAACUGAACCACAGACACAGACGAAUGAGAAUGUGAAGGUGAAGUUGCCGGGUGGAAAGGGUGAUUCCGGAAGCGGUGAGGGGAUGGACGCGCAGUCGGAAUUGGAAAGGUUGGAAUCGGAAUUCGGGAAGGUGAAUCGGGAGUACACGGAGGAAGAGAUAGGUGAUUGGGAAUUUGAUGAGCUUGAAAAGGAAUUAAGCAAAUAGAAUGUUUUUAGGUUUACAAUAAUAAUUAUAAUAAAAGCAUAAAAUUAAAGAAAGAUUUGAG